Durusdinium trenchii is the source of this 636-nucleotide messenger RNA. NCBI's taxonomy places the organism in Eukaryota, Dinophyceae, Suessiales, Symbiodiniaceae. The record is from the annotation of a GenBank genome assembly.
UGGCGCCAGACUUAGGGGACCUGGUGCAGGGUUUGAGCGACAGCGAUGCUGGAGGGCCUCGAGCUGGACCAUGACGGCAGGGCUCAAUGACCACCGACCUGAGAAGUACGGCAGGGGCUACUGACGUCUACGAUGCACCAAUGCCCAACCCAGGGGAUCCUAGGAUUCAGCUGGCAGAAUUCCUGGAGAGUGGCGAUGACCGAGGCCCUUUGGGCUUCUUGAAGCAAAGGAAUUUGGAAGCGAAUGAGAACCCGACACAUUGGUUCGCGGUGUUCCGGCCCACCAGUGCUGAUGCCAUUGAGAAGAUGAUGACUGGACAAGGUACAGGCAAAGAUCUCAACAUCAAGGGCAAAUCGGCCAAGAUUGGGCGCCUCUCAGGCUAUGUUCCUGUCCUGCAGAUCAGUGAAAAUGAUCAUAAGAAGCGACUUGGCACUUCGCCAGCAGAAGGCAGAAUUAGAAUUUACAUGGCCCACGAAGAGUCAUGCCACCGCAUGCAAGUGCGGAUGCAGCAGGUGUUGAUAGAGAUGGCCCGCGGUGUUGCCGCGGCGAAGUCUAUCACGAGGCAACAUGAGGCUGGCUACAUCCCCUUGUCCGACGAACAGCUAGACAGAAUCCACAAAGCGCUUGGCAUGGAGG